Penicillium paradoxum is the source of this 402-nucleotide messenger RNA. RefSeq names its product Pyruvate/Phosphoenolpyruvate kinase. The record is from RefSeq and is a predicted model, not a curated record. Gene Ontology annotation, molecular function: catalytic activity. The transcript is spliced from 2 exons. The coding region runs from base 1 to 402 and encodes 133 amino acids. NCBI's taxonomy places the organism in Eukaryota, Fungi, Ascomycota, Eurotiomycetes, Eurotiales, Aspergillaceae.
AUGCCAACCCAAAAUGACAUCGCCAAAACCCUCCGCACCCUCCACCAACCCGGCGAGCCCCUCAUCCUAACAAGCGUCUAUGAUGCUGCAACAGCCUCCACUCUCGCCGCGCUGCCAACCGCACCAGCCAUCGUCACAGCCUCCUACGCGAUCGCGGCAACGAUCGGCCCGCCAUCGCUAGUGCCGCGCCAUCAACCCAAACCACUAACCGUGGAUUUACAAGAUGGUUAUGGUGAUGAGGCUGAUCUAUCAGAUACUAUUAAGCAGGUCAUCACACUAGGCGCUGUCGGGUAUAAUAUUGAAGAUAUGGACGCAAAGGGCGCGUUGCGGUCGGUGGCUGAGGCAACGGCCCGGGUUGCGGUUGUUGUCCGGCGGCUGAGGCCGGCGUUCCAGACUUUGUGA